Molecule: messenger RNA, 2484 nt
Organism: Brienomyrus brachyistius
Lineage: Eukaryota; Metazoa; Chordata; Actinopteri; Osteoglossiformes; Mormyridae
Gene: mmp13b
Product: matrix metallopeptidase 13b
Exons: 10
Coding region: 559-1956 (465 amino acids)
Biological process (GO): extracellular matrix organization; proteolysis; collagen catabolic process
Cellular component (GO): extracellular matrix
Molecular function (GO): metalloendopeptidase activity; zinc ion binding
Source: RefSeq, a predicted model, not a curated record
AACUCAUCACAAAAAAAACCAAACUGAACUUUUUUUAAUGUUACAUGAUAAAAUCAUCGCAUGGUCAAGUGGCCGUGAUUAUCCUAGGUAAUAAACUGCUUUAAUUCCAGGUACAGGCUCUGCAUUCGGUUUUGUAUAUUAAGACACAUUUUAAAAAAACAAGUACAAACAGGGCCUGUAUGUUCUGGUUCCUUUUAUUCCAAGAAGCACAACCCAAAGCUGUGAUUUUCAUAGAUUCGGCCAUAAAUUUCAGUUUCUUUUUGUCCUCCACUCCACGGAGCCAAUUUAAUUUUCAAAUACAGCUGACCUGGGGGAGAGGGGGGGCGAGAGAGAGAGAGAGCAUCUGACUAAGCAUUUAACCUUGAAAAAUCUGCAAACGACUUCAAGGUGGUUAAACAGACUCCCACCACAGGCACUUCCUUGUUUUGGGAACUUUAUAGGAAGUGGUCGGGUGCUUUUGGGUUACUCACCGGAUCACGGGAGGGAAAAGACCCCUGGAGCAACUAUAAAUAUUGUUCAAGGCGUUCAAGGCUCACGACAGCGAUCUUCGCAGAUAACAUGGGAAUCACUACCAUCAUCUUCCUUUUGAUUAUUGCACAUUGUGGUGCAGCACCCUUAUCAAGAAAACAGUCACAGAAAGAAAUCGAUGACUGGAUAUUAGCUGAGAAAUACUUGCGUAGGUUCUACGAUCUUCCAAGUGGGCUGCAAGGAGCUGGGAAGUCUUCCGACGUGAUGCAGCAGAAGAUCCGUGAGAUGCAGGCUUUCUUUGGCCUGCAGGUGACCGGAAACCUGGACACCAACACCCUGGACGUGAUGAACACACCGCGAUGUGGCGUCCCCGACCUGGGAGAAUACAAUCUCUUUCCAAGGAAUCUCAAAUGGCCCACAACAAAUGUGACAUUCAGGAUUACAAAUUACACUCCAGAUAUGGAGAAGUCAGAUGUGGACAGAGCUAUCCACAACGCCCUGAGUGUCUGGAGUGAUGUGACACCAUUGAAGUUCAAGAAGGUGUAUGAUGGGAUUGCAGAUAUUAUGAUCAGCUUCGGGGCCAAAGAACAUGGUGACUUCAAUCCUUUUGAUGGUCCUGAUGGACUCCUGGCCCACGCCUACCCUCCUGGAGUAGGAUUGGGUGGUGACACACACUUUGACGAGGAUGAGACAUGGUCAAACGAUUCAGCCGGGUACAACCUCUUCAUGGUUGCCAGCCAUGAGUUCGGUCAUGCUCUUGGCUUGUCCCAUUCCUUUAACCCAGGUGCUCUGAUGUUUCCAGUCUAUUCCUAUGCAAAGGGUUACCCCUUGUCCGAGGAUGACAUAAAUGGUAUACAGGCACUUUACGGCAAAAACCCCAAUUCUCGUAAAAGGAAACUGAGACCAGACGCUCCGAACAAGUGUGACCCAGAGUUGACUUUCGACGCAGCAACCGAACUCAGAGGAGAAACGAUCAUCUUCAAGGACAAGUUCUAUUGGCGCCUACACCCCCAGCUUCCUGAGCCGGAUCAGACACUGAUCAAGUCUACCUGGCCAUCGAUUCCGAGCAGAGUCAAUGCAGCGUACGAAAACCCUGAAAAGGACCUGGUUUUCAUUUUCAGCGGUAUUAGGAUGUGGGCCUUAAAUGGAUAUACCCUGGUCGAAGGUUACCCAAAGUAUAUCCACAAGCUAGGCCUCCCCAAAAGCAUCCGGAAAAUAGACGCGGCCGUUCACAUACGAGACACAGGCAAAACUCUCCUGUUCACUGACGAAGAUUACUGGAGCUACGAUGAAAGUCGUGGUGUAAUGGACAAUGGAUAUCCGCGACCUAUCGAGGACGACUUCCCGGGGAUUGGCGAUGAAGUGGAUGCCGUUACCUACCAUGACGGAUACCUAUAUUUCUUCCAUGAAAAUGUGCAGUUCGAGUACAACUACAGGGCAAGGAAGGUCAUCCGGAUUUUAAGGCCAAACUCUAUGCUCAACUGCUGAAGCGCACUAAGCUCUACAGUACAUGAGAAUAUUUCCUUCCAGUAAAAUCUGCUUUUUCAUCGCUGGUAGAUUUUGAAAAUGUGUGAACGGAAAUCCUUAAUUUACCUUUAAUUUAUUUAUCACGUUAACAAGGAAUGGUUGUAUGAAUUUGCUUUUUUACUUCAUUUAAAUGAAGAUCAUAUAUAUAAAAUUGUAAAAUAUGGUAAACAACUCGAGUUUGGUGGAUCCUUAUGCCAUACACCCUACAGGGACAUCACACAUCCUUCAUGCUUGAAGAUAAGUGUUAGGACUGUAACAGUGUGUUUUUUAACUUUAAAGCAAAAUCCUGCAUGCUGAAGCAACAGUUCAAAAUGUAGCGUGCUGCGUAUCUUCAGUAUCACCCAUACAACAGCAAAAUUUAAAUAAAUGACGAAAGAAAGCAUCAUGCGGAAUUUAAUUUUAAAAAUCUUUCUCUGUUAAUAUUGUUAAUAGUAAAAGGCUUUGUACUAUACUGUACAUUUAAUUUAAAAUUAAAACCAAUGAAAACGA